Messenger RNA from Cyprinodon variegatus (sheepshead minnow), 915 nucleotides. Its product is annotated as vesicle transport protein SFT2B-like. Gene Ontology annotation, biological process: vesicle-mediated transport. The record is from RefSeq and is a predicted model, not a curated record. The transcript is spliced from 8 exons. NCBI's taxonomy places the organism in Eukaryota, Metazoa, Chordata, Actinopteri, Cyprinodontiformes, Cyprinodontidae. Gene Ontology annotation, cellular component: membrane. The coding region runs from base 145 to 633 and encodes 162 amino acids.
GCUCUGACGGCUCCUCCGAUUGUCUCGGCAGUAAUGUGACGUUGACGUUCGUCCCUUCUGUGUAAAGGAAACCUGGGAAGUUUCUCUCUGUCCAGGAAACUAAACCAUUUCUUCUGUUCCUUGACGUUUGGAAGAUCUCCGGUUAUGGAUAAAUUAAAAUCGGUUCUUAGCGGCGAAGAGUCGAGGCGAGAUGACCGCAGCGUUUUACAGUCUGUGAAUGAAGCAUCAACUUUAGGCUGGGGGACCCGCAUAAAGGGGUUUAUCGCCUGUUUCGUGGUGGGAGGUGCAUGCACAGUUUUGGGAGUAUGUAUGCUGUUUCUGCCCAGGAUUGGCCUCACUCUUUUCAUUGUAUUCUACACAUUUGGAAACAUUUGCGCUCUUUGCAGCACAAUGUUUCUGAUGGGGCCGCUGAAGCAGCUGAAGAGGAUGUGUGACAAAACAAGAGCACUGGCGACCGCAAUCAUGAUUACUUGCCUUGUUUUAACACUGUGUGCAGCAUUCUGGUGGAAGAACUUUGGACUUGCUUUGUUAUUUUGCAUUUUGCAGAUCUUGUCCUUUUCCUGGUACAGUCUGUCAUACAUCCCUUGUGCCAGGGAGAUGAUCAUGAAAGGUGUGUCUAUCUGCAUUAAGUGAACACGCUGUUGGGAGCCGAAGGUUUAAAAAAGAAUGAAGUAUUUUAAAGGCUGGGAUGGGGUUCUGGAUAAAUCUGCUCAAAACCUCCUUCUCUACUGGCUUUGAUUUGAAGAAACUGUCUAUUUAAUGCAAAAUAGGCAGAAAAGGCCCAUUUUUUACCUCAAUAGAUCUUCUCUUGCUUUAUUAAUCCAAUCUAUUUUUUUAAGUCGAAUGAUCAUUUUAAGUAAAUCUAAAAUGUGGCCCUAAAUAAUUGUAUUAUGUGUAAAUAUAUGUAAAAAAAUA